CGUAAACAAGUUUAUAAACAAAUAAUUGUAAACAAAAUUAUGAAUACGAAACUGCUAUUAGAUUUAUCACUUUCUGAUUUUGAUUAUGUGUGUCGUUUAUGCUUAGCGAAAGAAGAUUUAAAGCCAAUUGGAUCAAAAAUUAACGAAUUUUUAAAAAAUUCAUUGAAUAUUGAGGUUAAUUUAUACGAUAAUAUGCCAAUGAAUGUAUGUUUAAAUUGUGAAUUGCAAAUUGAGCAAAUCGAAGAGUUUACGAACUUCUCGAAAUUGGUCGAUUCCCAUUUAAAACAUCUAUUGUCAGUGAAAGAGGAACAAUCUUGCGAUAUUGUUGAGUCAGAAGAAGAAAACGAAUCCAAAAAAGGCUGCGAAAGAGGAAAUAUAAACGAUGAAUGUACGAAUUGUGAAUGCUGCCCGGAAUUAUUUACAUCUUCAGGCAAUUCACCUAAUCAUAAUAAAAAUAACACUUCUUGUAAAAAAAAGAAAUUUAGAUGUAUCCACUGUGAUGAAUAUUUCGGAUUUCAUUAUGAAAUGAAGGCCCAUAUCAAAACACAACAUCCCUGUAAAGAGCUGUAUGAAUGUAAAAUUUGCAACAAAAGAUUCAAAUUUUCUCAAAAUCUUCUAAGACACCACAGGGCUAUUCACCAGGGAAUAAAACCUUAUAAAUGCGAAGUAUGCAAUAAAGAAUUUUCCCGAUUAGAAAGGAAAGUUCUCCACGUUAAAACACAUUCUUACGAAGUCCCAGAAAGUUUGGUUUAUUUCUCAUGUAGAAUAUGCAAAACAUCUUUUACUAGUCGCUUGGAGCAUCAGCAACACCUUCAAGAACAUCGAAUGAAACAAGAGAAAUUAGGCACCAAAUUUCCUUGUGAAAUAUGCGACAAGGUAUUCACAUCGAAAUACCUUCUACAAAGACACAUGGACAUUCAUAACGGCAAAAAAGAAUUUCUUUGCACAGUUUGUGGCAAAGCUUUCAACAGAAAGAGCUAUUUAAAUAGCCAUUUGAAAAUCCAUACGGGAGAGAAACCGUAUGAAUGUAAACAAUGCGGAAAAAAGUUCAGACAAUCAUCAUCUUACAAUACACAUUUAGUAAUCCAUACAGGAGAACGGUUGUAUAAAUGCAACAGUUGCGAUAAGAAUUUCAAACAGAAGACUCACUUGAAGCGGCACGAAUUGAUUCACUUCGGCGCCAAACCGUACAAAUGCUCUUAUUGCGAUAAAACCUUCGCGCAGAAUUCCAAUUUAAAGGCACACAUGCGAGUUCAUACAGGAGAGACUCCGUUUUGUUGCACGAAAUGUUCGCGUUCGUUCUGUGAUUCAGGAAGUUUGAAGAAGCACAUGAAAGGACAUAAAUAAGAUAUUGAUUAUGUUUAAGUUACAUUCCUGAGAAGUUAUAGGCCUUCAAUGUGGAAAAAUUGAAAAAAAAAUAAUAUCUCAUUGUCAGUAGUACUCAAACUUAAAACAACUAUAUUUGGUAUACAGAUUGAUUCAUUUUUCAUAGGUAAUUUUUAAAC
Molecule: messenger RNA, 1505 nt
Organism: Phyllotreta striolata
Lineage: Eukaryota; Metazoa; Arthropoda; Insecta; Coleoptera; Chrysomelidae
Source: the annotation of a GenBank genome assembly